Molecule: messenger RNA, 2331 nt
Organism: Rubroshorea leprosula
Lineage: Eukaryota; Viridiplantae; Streptophyta; Magnoliopsida; Malvales; Dipterocarpaceae
Source: the annotation of a GenBank genome assembly
ACUGUUUGACUGCUCCUUCAAAUUGGGUCCUUUUUAGUGUUGGUCAAUGAGAUUAAUUUGGGUUCAGUGAUUGAAUUAAGGGGUAUUAGGGAUUUGGGUUUGAUUGCGCUGGCUUGGUUCAGUAGAGACUUUGAUUUCAGCUCAAUGGGGUCCAAGAUUUGCAUGAAUUCAUCGUGUGGAACUGCUACAACCCAUGAAUGGAAGAAGGGCUGGCCUCUUCGAUCUGGUGGAUAUGCUGAUCUCUGCUACAGUUGCGGAUCUGCCUACAAGAAUUUGGUUUUUUGUAAUACCUUCCACCUAGAGGAAACUGGCUGGAGGGACUGCUAUAUAUGCUGCAAGCGUCUCCACUGUGGUUGCAUAGCCUCCAAGUUUGUACUUGAACUCUUGGAUUAUGGAGGUGUUGCAUGUACUACAUGUGCUAAGAGCUCUCAACUUCCUUUAAUUCAUGGUGAUGGACUUCCUAAUGGACUUGGUGCCUUGACAAUAAACAAUGCUGGAUCCUGUUCCAUUGAAAGUAGAGUGGUUGGCGAUUAUGUUGACGGGAGAAGGCUAGUGAAAAUGGAGGCUAAUGAACACCUCCCUCUGCAGUCUCAAAGAGGUGAUGCAAAUGCAUCUUUUAGGCAAGACAGAAGAGAGGAGGUUGACCAUCCAAUUAGGGAUGAGGGUGCCAGCUUUUCAAAUCCAUUGCAGCCAUGUAUGGGACCCCCUAAGUUUGCCCAAACAUCUGUGUUAGAGGUUAAAGAUAUUCACAAUUCACUUUCUCAACCUUCUUUGAGCAUGACUUUGGCAGCUCCUUCUGGGAAUUCAAACAUCAUGCUGCCUUUUUCUAGUGUUGUAGCUGAUGCCCCAUUUCGGCUGGGGCAACGAUCUCGUCCUAUAUUGCCAAAACCCUCAAAAAAUGGCCCAGGAACAAGCACAGAAACAAAUAAAAGUGCAGUUUCACAGAUGCGGAUUGCAAGGCCACCUGUUGAGGGGCGAGGGAAAAAUCAUUUACUUCCUCGAUACUGGCCUAGAAUUACUGACCAAGAACUGCAGCAACUUUCUGGAGACUUGAAAUCCACCAUUGUGCCACUGUUUGAGAAGGUUCUGAGUGCUAGUGACGCCGGUCGAAUAGGUCGUUUGGUGCUUCCAAAAACAUGUGCUGAAGCAUAUUUUCCUUCCAUUUCCCAAUCAGAAGUUUCACAUCACCUUGGGCAUUUCAAUUCCAACUUUGUAUUAAACUGCAUUCAUAAUAUGCUGGAUUUACCAAAAACUCUGUACAGAGGGCAGGAGCAAUGGGCACAGUGUGAUGAUUGCUACAAAUGGAGAAGGUUGCCUGUUGACGUUCUUCUUCCUUCAAAAUGGACAUGUGCAGAUAAUGUUGGGAAUUCAAGCAGGUGUUCAUGUUCAGCUCCAGAGGAGAUUAGCCCAAAGGGAUUGGAGAAUCUUCUUAAGGCAGGUAGAGAUUUAAAGAAGCGGAGAGCAUUAGAAAGUCACAAGAUAGUUGAAGAACAUGAGCCGUCCAGCUUAGAUGCCCUGGCUAGUGCUGCAGUCCUGGGAGAGAAAAUAGGCAAUUCUGGAGAGUCGUCAAUGGGAGCCACAACAAAACAUCCCCGACACCGCCCUGGCUGCACUUGCAUUGUGUGCAUUCAGCCCCCAAGCGGGAAGGGGAAGCACAAGCCUACUUGCACAUGCAACGUGUGUUUGACUGUAAAGCGCCGGUUCAAAACCCUGAUGCUACGGAAGAAGAAACGGCAAUCAGAACGUGAAGCAGAAAUGUGCGAGAAGGAGAAUAAUGCAAACAAGGAUGAUAGGCAGAUGAAUUGCACAAGACAGAAUGUGGGAAGACAUGAAGUUGAUGUGGUGGAGAGCAGCACAGGACAAUUAGACCUGAACUGCCAUCCCAAUCGUGAGGACAUGCAAGCUGAAGAAGCGGAAGCGAGCAUUAUGCCUGUUGGUGAGGCAGGCACAAACAAGAUGGCGUUAGAAGAUUGUGAAGAGCAACAUAAGCUUCCCAACUCAAAGAAAGAGCAACCUGAUAGAGAGGAUGAUAGACAAUUAGCUGAUGAAGAGUUUAUUUCAAGUGUAGGGUGGGAAGGUGAUAAUAAAGGCGAGAAGGAAAGGUGCAGGGAAGAGAGAAACGGUCUUCAAUAAUGAGGAUGAUCAUCUAGUUUUUCUUUUCUUUAUUUCUUAUUAUUUUUUUUUUCUAGAAAUAAGAAUUUUUGUUUUGGCUUUUGAAUUUUCAUUCCCUACAGAAGGAAUUAAUGCAAUUUUUGUUUGUUUACAUUUCUAUUGUGGUGUAUUGAAGUAGGUUUAAUGGCAUUUCGCAUAGCCGCCAUGCAUUUAUCAACU